CGCCAGCGCCUGCGCAGUUCGGUCAGAGGGGCACCAGCAGUUCCAGCCCGGGUCCGGGUGAUGGCGGCCCGCCCCAGCGCCAGUGGCGGCGCCUGCGGUGGCACAUCUUUAAGGGGGCUCCGAGAACAAAUGGUUGCUGUAGCACAAGCAAUUGCUGACGAAAGACGAAAUCAAAAUCGAUUUACUCCUGUUGCAUCCCAACAUUCAAAUCUAAGGUCAUCAUUUAAACCAGUAAUAGACGGUUCUGUACUCAAAAAUGACACGAAACAAAAAUUGGUAAAAGAACGCAGAGAAGAAAAGAGAAGACAAGAAGAUGCCAACAAGGAAACACAACUACUCGAAAAAGAAAGGAAGGCCAGGCUUCAGUAUGAAAAGCAGAUAGAAGAGAGACAACGUAAACUGAAAGAACAGAAAGACCGAGAUGAGAGAAGGAGGAUAUCUGCGGAAGAAAAAAGGAAGCAGAAACUGGCAGAAGAACAGGCCAAGUUUAAAGCUGUUGUUCAUCGCACUUUGGAACGGAGUAGUCGUGUUGGCCGUCAACAAAAGAGGUGGUCAUGGGAAAGCUCUUUCCCCCUGGACUGUGACAGCAAAUGCGGUAUAACAAAAAAUAAGAGAAGCUCAUCUCUAAGUAGAAAAGAUAAACUGCAUUCAUUUGGUGACAGAAGACAAUCAGAGAAUGAGCCAGGCACCAGCACUACUGUAUUCCGAUAUGUACACGUGCCCUUGCGUAGAUACAGCAGUGAUGAACUGAAGCCGGUUUUCCUGCCUCCUAAGACGGUAGUGAAGACACCAUCUCAGACUGUACUGGAAGUAACAGCUCAGGAGAAAGUAGAAACAUCUGCCCAGGUGAGCGUGGACGCACCCCCUGAGGCCAGCGCAGAAGCACCUGCCCAGGCAAAUACAGAAGCGCCCCCUAAGGCGAGUGCAGAGGAGCCCCCCAAGGCACACACGGAAGCCCCGCCCAAGGUGAUCAUGAAAGUGCUCUCCAGGGCAAGAGAGGAAGCGCCUCCCGAGGUGAGCGUGGAUGCCUCUCCCAUGGUAAGCGUGCAAACAACCCCCCUGCUGAGCAUGGACGUAUCCCCCAUGGUGAGCGGGGAUACCUCUGCUGAGGUGAGCGUGGAAUCAUCCCCUGAGGUGAGCGUGGAAACCCCCCCUGAGGCGAGUGUGGAAGUGUCACCAGAGGAGAGCGGGGAAGCAGCCCCUGAGGCGAGUGUGGAAGUGCCCCCCAAGGCAGCCCCUGAGAAUCUAGUCAAGGACAUACUGGCCUCAUACCCUCUUGCCAAGAAGUUCCCAUCAUCACUCCCACCAUGUCCUAGGUGGUCAUCAUCUGUACUGGGCUACCGACUCCCAUUUUCUCAACAUGCUAAGCAAAGCCAUAAGACCAGCCCCCUGUCACCUUCACCGUUCAUGUCAAAACAGUCAGCACAGAGUUCUCUGUUCUAUAAAAUGACACCGGACCAACGUGCCCUAUUUUCACAAAGUGCAUUAGGUUCUUUCCCAAAGAAAAGAGAAACUGCUUCCAAAACAAUAAGAAAAUGUGAGGCUGUGAGCCAAAGGCAUAUGAUGUCUGAAGAGUCUGGUAUUAAAAGCACACCAGGGACUAUGAGUGCUGAGGAGGCUACAAAAAUAUUGACAGAAAGACGCCGUCUUGCUCGUGAACAAAAACUCAAAGAUGAAGAAAGACUACAAAAAGAUACAGAACCAAGUACCGUUAGAAAAGCAAAAGACAUAACAAAGAAAAUAGUUGAAGACCAAGCACAAGAAGUCUCAAAGACUGAUGAUGAGAAUCUGCAACAGGAGCUUGAAAAGAAAAAAGCAUCUGCACACCAAAAAUAUCAGGAGACUCUGCCACAGAAUGGGGCAAUCAGAAUAAAAGCUCAAGAAGAAGAUGACAGUCGUAAAAAGGAACAUGAAAGAAUUAUGUUGCAAAACUUACAAGAAAGACUAGAGAGAAAAAAGAGAAUUGAGGAAAUAAUGAAGCGGACACGAAAGACAGAUGCGAGUACCUCAAAGGCUGCAGAAGCAUCUGGCAAUGAUACAUAUGAGGAGGACGAAGCUGACGAUGAGGACACAACGGCAAGUGAAAGUGAAAAGGAUUCCUUGGAUUCGCUGUUUCCACCAGGUACAUCUAACAAGCUCAGAAUGGCUUUCAGAAAGCCGAAGAAAAUGCCUCAACAGCUGGUGUUUUUGAAAGACAGUCCUGAACCAAUCUAUAAAGAAACAAACAUAUCUAUUAAUGGUGAUAUCGGCAGUGUCAUACCAAAAAGCAAGAAAGACCACUUAACUCAAGGAAAAAGCUAUAGACCAUCCAAAAAAAGAGCAUCCACACAUAGAGCAAAAACUGGGAAAGCACAUGAAACCAACACCACCUCCAGAUCCACUCCAUGCCUGAAACCCAACCAAGAACCGGUCUGCAGCACUGUUGUUGACCUAAGUCACAACACCAAAUCACCUGUCACAAAUAUCCCUCCUAAGAGCCACCAACAAAAUGCAAUGGGUUCCACAACACCUGCCCAAAGUCACGAAGCACCUUCUGACGAGAAGAAAGGAAGCAAACCUGAUUCUUCAGGUCAUUCUGAUGUGUAAGCUUCGUUGGACCUGGGAAGUGAAUCUUCCACCUCUCUUAGCUCAACUCCCAAGCCUGUUUCCCCAAAUUUCUGCUCAGGAGUUAAAUCUGGCAAAGCAAAUGAACAUUAAAAAAAAAUCCAAAGGUUGCCUUGAUAUAUAACUCCAAAGAUAUUCCUAUCAUCUCUUGUGUACAAGCAAGAGUCUUAAGGAAAGUGUUGUUUUUAUUUUCAUUGAGAAAUCACCAGUGCCUUUCAUUCUUGUAUUUGCUUACCAGCACAUGUGCUGUCAUGAAUGUAUCUCAAAGCUGCUUGCAUAAAAUGGUAACUGCCAACUUUCUACAGAAUCUUCCUUAGGGAAGGAUUCUCUUUGAGUAUAUAUUGGAUAUCAUAACAUAAUAUUUCUUCUGUGUAACAGUGACAUUAAUUUUAACAACUAAAAGCUCAAUCUGAUCUGGUAGAAAACAUAAAGGAUUAUGUGGAUUGCUCCCAAGAGCCAUGCCAGAUUUCUAAUAUACAAAUAUCAAAGAUUACAAAAUAGCACCAAGCAUAUUUUACCAUGAUAUAUGUAUGUUUCUAACUCUGUCAUUGUUGGUGCCAGGCAUUGAUGCCCCCAGAGGCCAGGAGCGCUAGAAAGCAGAGUCUUGGAACAGUCAACAUCUCUCCUGUUCUUGUCAGUAUUUCUUUUCGCAGUACCUAAUGGGGUAUCUCUGCCAAAAUGGGUGUUACUUAGAUAGCAGACAGCUUUGCUGUUGUCCCGUGGAGCAUGUUUAACUCUUCUAAAUGUUCAGUUUUGUAAUCUUCUGUGUGUAGUCACCAGUUGUGUCCUUCAUUAUCUACUCAGGCUUAUCUGUAACCAAAAUAGACUUGCCUUUCUCUAGGCACUGGCUGAAGGUGAGUACAGGAGUGGUGCUAUUCCCCAGUACCUGUGACACACAUAGGUACCCACAUGUAGACACACACGCACACACACACACACGAUAUAUAUAAUUCCAUAAAAAAGUGGAUGCAAAUUAAUUGUCCUAAUGCAUUUUUGAUGUUGAAUUUUGAAGAGUUUGGAUCAGGCCAGUGUUCCUUUUGGCCACCAGUUUUAAAUUAGUAAAGGAGAGAAUUGUUCUUGGUGAUUCCCUUCUUUCUGACUCAGAGACUUGUAUCUUUGUUACAGGUAGAGCAAGGUGUCUUAGCUCUAAAAACUGUUUUAUGUACUAGCUCUUGUUCAAAUGGAGGGCAGAAACAAUCAUACUAACAAAUGAGUUUCUGAUAUUUUUCUACACAAAUCUUACAUAUUGGAAUACUCGGUUACAGCUCCCUAUUAAGUUGUGCUAUAUGAAAUAAACUUUGCAGAUAAAA
Lepus europaeus (European hare) is the source of this 3914-nucleotide messenger RNA. RefSeq names its product MAP7 domain containing 3 (gene MAP7D3). The coding region runs from base 61 to 2586 and encodes 841 amino acids. Gene Ontology annotation, cellular component: microtubule cytoskeleton. Gene Ontology annotation, biological process: microtubule cytoskeleton organization. The record is from RefSeq and is a predicted model, not a curated record. Lineage: Eukaryota; Metazoa; Chordata; Mammalia; Lagomorpha; Leporidae. The transcript is spliced from 17 exons.